Phyllostomus discolor (pale spear-nosed bat) is the source of this 3016-nucleotide messenger RNA. Its product is annotated as zinc finger protein OZF-like. Gene Ontology annotation, biological process: negative regulation of transcription by RNA polymerase II. Gene Ontology annotation, molecular function: DNA-binding transcription repressor activity, RNA polymerase II-specific. The transcript is spliced from 2 exons. The record is from RefSeq and is a predicted model, not a curated record. NCBI's taxonomy places the organism in Eukaryota, Metazoa, Chordata, Mammalia, Chiroptera, Phyllostomidae.
GACCUGUACAGGGACGUGAUGUGGAGACCUACUGGAACCUGGUCUCGCUGGACUUGGAGACUGAAUGGAACAUGAAUGAAUCGGACCCAGAGAAGGAAUCUUGGGAAAACAGACUAUCCAUUGCGACGGUUGUGGAAGGACUCAUGAAGAAUGGAGCCCAGGGUUACUCCUGUGAAAAAGUAGAGAUAAAGGGUGACAAAGUGGGGCAGCAACAUGGAAGCACAGGGACCUGUGUAGGGCCUUUGGACAUGUCCCAAGUGUUAGCUCCUGAGUAUUAUGAAUUUAAGACAUUCAUCCACCAGAGCCUCCUGCUGGCCCCAUCAAGAUUGGAAGGACCGAGAGGGCCAGGGAUGCACUGUUUCAGCAUGUGUGGGAAGAACUCAGGUACUUCAAGCCCCAGUCCUCCCCCGCAACUUUGUGCAGAGAAGAAGACAUACAAGUGCACACACUGUAGUAAGACUUUCAGUUCAAAGUCAUCCCUGUGGAAGCACCUAAGAAACUAUUCCUUGGAGAAGCCAUAUGUGUGUGGGGAGUGCGGUAAGGCCUUCAGCCGGAAGGACAGGAUCAUCCUACACCAGAGGACACACACCGGGGAGAAGCCGUUUGUGUGCAGGGACUGUGGCAAAGCCUUCAGCCGGAAAUCAGCCCUUGAUGUGCAUCAGAGAACACACACUGGGGAGAAGCCUUAUGUGUGCGGGGAUUGCGGCAAGGCAUACAGAGACAAUAGGCACCUCAUCGAGCAUCAGAGGAUACAUACCAGGGAGAAGUUGCACACCUGCGGAGACUGUGGCAAAGUCUUCAUCCACAAAUGGAGUCUCAUUGUCCAUCAGAGGACACACACAGGGGAGAAGCCUUAUGUGUGUGGGGAGUGUGGCCAGGCUUUCAGACAGAAUAGGCGUCUCAUGGAGCAUCAGAGGAUGCACACCGGGGAGAAGCUGCACUUGUGCAUGGAUUGUGGCAAAGCAUUCAGCCAGAAAUGUGACUUCAUUGUGCAUCAGAGAACACACACCGGAGAGAGGCCAUAUGUUUGUGGUCACUGUGGCAAGGCCUUCAGGCAUAAGGGUAACAUCUUCCUACACCAGAGAACACACACCGGGGAGAAGCCAUAUGGGUGCAGUUACUGUGGCAAGGCCUUCAGCCAGAAAUGCAGCCUCCUUGUGCAUGAAAGGAUUCACACCGGAGAGAAGCCAUUCAUGUGUGGGGAGUGUGGCAAGGCCUUCAGCCAGAAAUGCAGCCUCCGUGUGCAUUCAAGGACGCACACCGGGGAGAAGCCAUAUGCGUGUGAGUACUGUGGGAAGGCCUAUAGUGAGAAUAGGCGCCGCAUGGAGCAUCAGAAGACGCACACUGGGGAGAAGCCAUAGGUGUGUGAGGACUGUGGGAAGGCCUUCAGAAAGUAUGGACACCACAGGACACACAGCCAGCAAAAGCCAUACAAGUGUGGGAAGUAUGGCAAGGCCUUCAGGAACAAAAGGUGCCUCAUCCACCAUGAGAAGACACACACUGCAGAGAAGCUGCACUCGUGUGGGAACUGGCGAAGACUUCAUCCACUCAUGUAGUCUCAAUGUGCAUCAGAUGAUGCACAUUGGGGAGAAGCCUUAUGUGUGUGGUGACUGGAAAAGCAUUCAGCUUGAAAUGUAGCCUGUUUGUGCAUAAAAGGCCACACAGAGGGUAGACAUCAUAGGUGUGUGGGGACUGCGACUGGUCCUUCAGAGUGAACAAGAACCUUGUUGAGCAUCAGAGGAUGCACAAUUGGCAGAUGCCGUAUGUGGGCAAGGACUCCAGUCAGGCCUUCAGAGAGAAUAGGUGCUUCAUCGAGCAUCACAAGAUGCAUACCUGGUAGGAGGUAUACAUAUGCAGGGAUUGUGGCAAGGCCUUCAGCAGAACAGGAACCUCAUUGAGCAUCAAAGAAUGCAGAUUUCAUCUCCGGCUGGUGUGGCUUUGUGGAUUGAGAGCUGGACUGUGAAUCAAAGGGUCUCUGGUUUAUUUCCCAGUCAGGGCAUGUUUCUGGGUUUGGGUCAGGUCCCCAAUAGGGGGCACUCAAGAAGCAACCACAUACUGAUGUUUCUCUCCCUCUUCAAAAAUAAAUAAAAAAUUAAGAAACCUAAAAAAAGGGGGGGGGGGUGCACCCUAAAGAGAAGGCAUAGAUUUUAGGCUAGUACAGACUUGAGCAAGAACUCCUCAUUCAGGAAGCACAGACCAGUGCCCACUGGGGAGUCCCCUGCUAGGGCUCCAUCUGCCAGAAGGACUUCAUGACAUGCUUAUCUUUACAGAAUCAUUUGACUAGCCCCACCUUGGAGAAUUGUGGCAAAACCUUCAUCAGGAACCUUUUGUUCCCCAUCCACCAAGUGGUUUCUGUGGGAGACCAGCCCUACCAGAGUGGCAAGUGCAGGAAAACCUUCAGCAGGAAUUUCUGCCUCACGUGGCACAUAGCAGGGAAUUGGGUGAUUUUAGGAUUCACACCUGACUGGUAGGUCCUGAGCCCAUGGGCCAGCACCAGACUUGAUACUGGAGCCCACAGGUAGAAAGCAGAAGUCCUGAUCAGACCUGUCUUAGAAAUAUGGGUGUUGACACACUGAGGCAUUCUCACCAUAUGCUUCCCCAGCAUCUGCAGGUGCAAAGUAAGCCCCAUACAGCUCUAAUAUCUGGUAAUGAGGCCAGGGGCCCUGUGGCUCCAGACCUAGAUCCAAUAAACUUGUAGGAGUUUGGACAGUACAUUCAGUGUCUCUGGUCUCUGUUUCCUAGGUAGUAAAGUGGAGGAUGGAUAGGAGAAAAGAGAAGGGAAGAUGUGGAGGUGGGCUCCAUGGGGGCAUUGUCACUUUGUGACACAUGCCUGGAUCUUGUCUAGAGGUCAGGUUGUCACAUUUUUGGGUGUCCUUGUUUGCCCCACUCCCAGCCCCCAGGUUUCCUGCAACAGAAGGUGCCAGGUAUUUUAUGAAGGGAAGAAAAUUUUUUUUCGGCACGGGAACUAAUUGCGUCAGACACCAUAGUUUCUCAUAGGGGUCUGUUAAUUUUUUUU